Molecule: messenger RNA, 2970 nt
Organism: Schistosoma turkestanicum
Lineage: Eukaryota; Metazoa; Platyhelminthes; Trematoda; Strigeidida; Schistosomatidae
Source: the annotation of a GenBank genome assembly
AUGUUACAAAUUCAAAGAGGACUGAUUGUCACUGCCGUUGCAUGUAUUAUUUAUUUCGUUAUCGUAUGGUUAUAUAGCAUAGGAUUAUCCGGUCAAUAUCCUCAAUUAUAUACAAUAAGUGGAAAUGAAUAUUUCAAGCACUGCUUAAAAUCUAAACGUUCAUGGAUUGAAUGUAUUCAAUAUUUGAAUGUGAUAAGCAAUCAAAAAACCAUUUGUCUAGAUUCAUAUUCACAAAGCUGGCCACCACCUUCUGUUACAUACUUGAUUGAUAAACGUUUACGUGCUUUCAAUCUUGCAUUAAAGUUUUCACUUGCUCAGAAUGCAGCAGAUUCUAAGGAUGAAUACUUUUACAAUAAAUUUUCAGAUACUAUAUAUAACAACUAUAAACAAGAAGAAUUAUUAAAUGGUAACGAACCAGAAAACAUGGGUUCAAAUUCUACUGAGUACUCUAUAUUUCCGCAAAAUUUAAACUUUACAAAGUUGGUCUAUGAUAUACAAAAUGCGAUUCCUGUCCAUAUGAAACCUAUCAAUAAUCCAGACAUUUUUGCACUCCGGGUUCCUCAAUCAAUCUGCCAACCAUACAACAAUGAGUUAAUCCCACAACUGAUAGUUAUAAUUAAAUCAUGUGUGUAUAACUUCGAAAAACGUGAUCGCGCAAGACGAACGUUUAUGCAGAGGCAAUUAUGGCCGAAUUUCAAUGUUCAGUUUGUAUUUGUUCUGGGUAUUCCCAUGGAAAACGAAACGAAUUUUUUCAAAUUUGAUGGGAAUACAUAUAUUCUGGAUACCAAGUGGUGGGCAUUAUCUAAACAUUAUGGAAGUUCCAAGUGGCCGUUUCUAAAACAAUUAUUGUUAGAGGCUGAUUUACAUGAUGAUUUGUUGAUUGGAUCAUUUCAUGAUACGUAUUACAACUUGACCAAGAAGCUGAUAUUUGGUUUCAGAUGGCUCUCAGCAUUUUGUCCAAGACAAGUUCCUUUAUAUUUGUUUAUAGAUGAUGAUUAUGAUUUAGUGCCAAAGAAUGUAAUAACAUUUUAUAACAAUUACACUGAAGACUAUCUAAGAAAUAUGAAUGGAGGUUAUAUUCGUUCAUCUCGAACUGUUUUCAGACCAAUGGUCAAUGAGACGAGCAGUGUUUGGGCAAUGACUGUUAAAGAAUUUCCAUGGAUAAAUUAUCCACCGUAUUAUUAUGGAUUGACUUAUGUGAUCGGUGCAAGUUUGGUGCACCGCCUUGCAAUUGCUAGUGCUUUUAUUAAAGAAUUACGCAUUGAUGAUGCCUAUUUGGGGGUUCUGUUUGAUAAGUUAAAUAUAAAAUUGGUUAAUUUGAAGAUCAUUGGUCAUUCUUUGACUAAAAAGGAUAUUGCUUCAGGUGGGAUUAAUGUGUAUUAUAAAACCAGCAAACGUAUUAUGAACUGGAGUAGCGCCUUGAUUGGUAUUCAAAUGAAAUUAUCUAAACAGUCAGUUCAACUUAUCAUCAAACAAAUAUGCAUAAGAACAUUAACAUUAUCAGUUAAAAUAAUCACUGGUAUUAGAAGAAUCAUAAAUGCUAUCCUUAUAAUUUUAUUUCUAUUUUACUCAACCAUUUACAUUUUAAAUAGAAACAGUUCAAGAAAUUUUCAAUAUUUGCGAAACUAUACGAUAUGUUCAUAUGAUAAACUAGAAGAAGUAGCAUUAACCGAAGCAUCAUGGAUUAAUUUUACUGAUCAUUUAAAAUUUAUCAAUAAUCAUUCUUCAGAACGUAUUAAAAUGACUAAUUUUUUCACUGAGUUCAUUUCUUUCCAUAAUCAAAAUGAUGAAAUCAUUUACAAAAAUACUGCAUUACUAGAUUUAAAAAUUCAUCACAAUAUUCGUCAUGAUAAUCGUAUUACAGACAGUUUUAAUGAUGAUUAUUUGAUGAAAAAUGGUAGCUACAUUGGCCAUCCUGUAUUAACAAAAAACGAAAAAGGUGAAACGGUAGCAUUCAUCUUAACAGAACACAAUCCAAAAUAUUUUAAUGUAACAGCAGCAUUACAAGCAAUCUCAUCUGGUCUUUCAGUACACGAAAUACCAUGCAAUAACAAUAACCUAAUUGUUAUUCACUUACCAAAACGCACCUGUAAUCCUUGUUCUAGAAUUAAAAAUGUUGAUCUUGUUGUAAUCGUGAAGUCAUGUGUCUAUUGCUUCGAACAACGAGCAUUUGCCCGGAUGACUUAUAUGAACAAGGAUUUAUGGAAAAAUUUCAGUGUACAAUUCGUGUUUACAGUCGGAUUACCAACACCAAAUGAAACGAACAUCUACUACUUCGAUGGUGUCACAACUAGCCUAACAAUAGAUUCAUUGCAAUUAUCAAGAAAAUAUAAUAUUUCGAAAUGGUCAGCAGCCAAAAUUUUAAGUAAUGAAAGUAAAAUGCAUAAUGAUAUAUUGAUAGGUGCAUUUCAUGAUACUUAUUUUAACCUAACAUCGAAAAUGAUGUUGUCUCUGCGUUGGGCUGCCAACUUCUGUAAUAGUCAGUCACCAUUAUUCUUAUUUAUUGACGAUGACUAUGUGCUACAUCCGAACAAUACCAUCAACUUGAUAAGAAAAUUUAACUACUCUCAAUUAAAAUCCCUUGCAGCUGGAUCUGUAUAUUUUGGGAAAGUUGACAGACCUAUAAAUGGAUACGGUGGUCGAUGGGCAGUCUCUACCAAUGAGUAUCCAUGGGACUACUAUCCACAUUUUUUCUUAGGAAUAGGUUACUUCUUAGGAGCUGAUGUUGUACACGAUGCAUCGUUUGCAAUGUCAUUCACUAAACAACUGAGAAUUGACGAUGUGUAUUUAGGUAUUAUUUUAAAAAGACUUAACAGAACAUUAACACAUUUAGACAAUAUUCAUAUUCAUCCAGGGAAGGAUCAUUUGAAAUCAGGCGCAUUUAUGAUUACCAGAUAUUUAGCUGAGAAUUAUGUAAAUUGGACGACUGGACAGAUAACAGAGGACAAAAUCACAAAAAAAAUAAAUUGA